Phycomyces blakesleeanus NRRL 1555(-) is the source of this 2405-nucleotide messenger RNA. RefSeq lists its product as hypothetical. Bases 105 to 2237 code for a protein of 710 amino acids. The transcript has 6 exons. Gene Ontology annotation, molecular function: sterol transfer activity; sterol binding. Gene Ontology annotation, cellular component: plasma membrane; endoplasmic reticulum membrane; endoplasmic reticulum-plasma membrane contact site. The record is from RefSeq and is a predicted model, not a curated record. NCBI's taxonomy places the organism in Eukaryota, Fungi, Mucoromycota, Mucoromycetes, Mucorales, Phycomycetaceae. Gene Ontology annotation, biological process: intracellular sterol transport.
CUUUCUUACCUUGGACUAUAAAUACCUUUUUUUUGUCUCUCUCUCUCUCUUUCUCUCUUUUUUUUUUUUUAUAUAUAUAUUUUUUUGACUACCAAACUAUACAUAUGACUGACACAGACCUUCUCCACACACUUCUUCCCAGCCGUGACCGUAGCUCUAGCAGCCCAGCCAACCCAAAUGAACGCCCUGAAAUACACAAAAAACCUUCCUACACUAGUCUUCAGGACCGAUUAACCGUUCAUGACGUACGCACACCCGACACCCCAACCACGACCAAAAAACACCAUCGUAAUAGUCUCUCAGGAUCCUUUCGACUAAGAAAACAUAUCAGCUCAGAGAAUCUAGAAGAUGGCGACAAACGCCGUAGUCUACCACCCGCGAGCAAUAGCACCACCCAUCUCGAUACUCAUGUUCUCGACACAGUCCCAGCUACAGAAACUCUUCUUGGAGGCUGUAGUCCUGCAUCUGAGAAAGCCAACAGAGACUUUCACACUCUUUUUCGAAGCGUGCCUUCUACCGAUCGUCUUGUAGAUAUAUACAAGUGCGCGAUCCACAAAGACAUAUUAAACCAAGGACACCUUUAUGUUUCUGAACACCACGUCUGCUUUAAAUCCAAUAUCUUUGGAUGGGUGACUACUCUUGUCUUGGCAUUUACUGAAAUCACAGCCAUAGAAAAGAGAAUGACGGCUCGUAUUAUUCCCAAUGGUCUUACAAUUAGCACUGUUGGCGCAGAUCAUGUGUUUGCCUCGCUUUUAUUUAGAGACGAAACUUACGAGCUCCUUAUUAAGCUUUGGAAACUUCAUCAGUCUCCGGCCGUUAUAAUUGAACAGCCAAUUCAAGAUGAAUUCGACAGAGUUUCCGAAUACGAUGAUAAUCAUGACUAUGAGGCGUCCACAGUAGUAGGAAAUAACAUAAGCACUACCACGACCAUCAGCAACGGCUACACCAACAACAACAACAACAAGGAUAUAAUUAACGGACGGAGUAUCACUUCGCCAUCUUUGGAGAACAUUAUUGCUCAGCCUCAGCCCCAAUUCCAGGUCCAAUCUCAACCCCAAUUACAGAAACACAAUCUGCUUCCAGGUGGCGGAAACGAGAACGAUAAUCACAAUAAUCAUAAUCAUAAUAAUAAUAAUAAUAAUAAUAGCGGCACUAUCUCAGCCUCUUCGGAACCCAAGGAAGUUGCUAGAUCCUUGGUAUCCGAAAAGGCAACAUCGGCUACUUCCUUUCUCUACAACCUCCUUCCUCCUUCUACACCUCUCCCAGGACCACUCCGAAACCCAACCACUACAGCUACACCUUUACCACAUACAUGCACAUGUACCACAAAGAGAGAUCCCUAUCCUAUGGUAGCACUCGAUCAUACGUUUGCUGGAACCGUUGAAACAAUGUACAGGAUCUUGUUUGACAGUGACUUUAUGAAAAAUUAUCUUGAGAAGAAAGAGAACCAGAAAGAUGUCAAGAUGGGUCAAUGGAUACAUGGUCGACGAGAUAAUGUGUAUAAGUUAUCUUCAGGUGUACAAUGUAGUUCUUCAAACCAGAUUCUACACCGACACAUGCCUACUCAUGUAGCAGUAGCAACCUCGACCCGGACACCACAAGCAUCUGUGGGAUCAAUAUUUGUAAUUAAAUCGAGAACCUGCAUUCGGCAGGUUGAUCCGCUACAGGUUCAUGUCAAGGUUACAUUCAAGACCAAGUUUAUUCCCAGUGGACUUGUUAGCUCUAUAAUUGAGAGAAACGUAAUAGAAGGUCUGACGUCAGUAUUUGGGGACCUGGCUGUUUUAUUAGAACAGCCCAAUAUCGUUCGUGGGUACACUGUUGAUCAGGACCUUUUGAAUCGGAUAGAGAACGAGAGUGAGCGGCGUCGAGUGGCAGAGAUGUCAGGACUGAGAAGGGCGGCCUAUUCUUUUGCACAUUCGGCAACUUCCUUGGUUGGAACAUGCGCGAGUCUUGUUGGAUCAGCACGUAGUCUGGAACUAAGUCUGAACAAAUCCCAACUGCUCGUACUUGCCAUGAUAUUGAUUGUCUGUUGGCAUAUCUGGCUUGCGUACCGUAUACAUGUACUUGUUGACCAGGUAAUAAUACCACCCCUGUCGAUGGAAAAUCCGGUUUCCCCCCACGAUUCUUCUCUUGAGUGGGCCCAGGAAAACCUUAAAUCGAUUGAGAAUAUGCUGAAUAUUCUUCAAAAAGAUGCUCGGGAACAGAGAGAACAAUUGAUCAACUUUGUAAAUAUUUAAAUAGUGUACCUUAGAUUCAUAAAACUUAUACAUAUACAUACAUAUACAUACGCCUUUAUUUUCUUAUAUAAAAGACAUUUUACAGAUACCCUGUAGUCAAAUCAAAUCAAAUCAAUUUUAUUUUUUAAAUAUAUAUAUAUAUACAAAUAUUAUUUUAUAUUACACCAU